AUGGAGGUGCUCACAGAGUAUGAGAAGGCAUCUGGGCAGAAAGUCAAUAAGGAGAAAAGCGCAGUAUAUAUGCAUCACUUGGCGGAUCCUGUAGUGAUGGAAAAGGUGCAGCUUGUUACCGGGAUUAGUAGACAGGAAUUUCCUUUGACAUACUUAGGAUGUCCGAUUUUUUAUAGCAAGCGGAACAUGUCAUUUUACUCGGACCUUAUUCAGAAAGUGCUGGGUAGAUUGCAAUCUUGGAAAGGGAAAUUACUUCCUCACGGGGUAAGAGCAAUUCUUAUUUAUCAUGUGUUACAAAGCAUGCCGAUUCAUUUGUUAUCGGCCGUCGACCCUCCUGAUUAUGAUGAAGGCGGCUUAGGGUUCAGGUCCAUGUUCGAUGUGUCCAAGGCUUUAUUUGCCAAAUUGUGGUGGAACUUUAGGACGAAGCCAUCCUUGUGGAGCGCUUUCAUGAGCAACAAAUACUCUAAGAAGAUUAAUCCGGUUAUUGUAUUAUGGAAGGAAGGGUCACACGUUUGGAGGAAAAUGUUGGAAGCCAGGGAUUUGAUUGAGCAUCAGAUUUACUGGAAGCCUAGGAUGGGAUCUUCUCAAUUUUGGUUUGAUAAUUGGACGGGGCUUGGAUCAUUAUAUCACGUCACUCCAUCUGAUUUUUAUUGUGAUGAGUCGAUUCUUAAUGUGGCUACUAUCGUUAGUGAUAACAGGUGGAACGGACAAUUAUUGAGGAACAUUUUGCCUGCUGAUUUAUCUGAAUACAUAAUAGAAAAUAUCCAAGUUCCAUCACAGUUACAGGAACUGGAUACACCAUACUGGAUGCUCGAGACUACCAGAGAAUUCUCUGUAAAAUCUGCUUGGGAUUAUAUUAUAUUGAGGGGUGUAAAAUCUAAUAUAUACAUGUACAUGUGGAUAAAGGGGCUGCCUUAUAAAAUCACAUUCAUGAUGUGGAGAUCGUGGAAGUUUAAAAUUCCAUUGGACGAUGGUGUGAAGAAUAUUGGAUUUAGCUUGGCGUCGAGGUGUAAUUGCUGCACCAGGCCGCCUGAGGAGACAUUUGGCCAUGUGUUCCUGAAAGAACCCAUCGCUAAAAGAACUUGGGAAUAUUUUAAUUCCUAUGCAGUUCCGGCCAUAAUCAUUUGGGAGCUGUGGAUGAAAAGAAAUAGCAACAAGCACAGAGAGAAGGUAACUGUCAAUAGAAUUAUCUACCAGGUUUCUCACACUCUUCAUAUGCUUGUCAAGGUUAGAAAACCAGCAAUCAAGCAGGUUCCACAUAGAUGGCCAGACAUAAUCCGAGUCUUGGAAAAAUUUGUUCCAGCGUUGAAGGUUACUCAGGCGCGUUGGAAUCUACCUCCGGAUAACUGGUUAAAAUGCAAUAUGGAUGGCGUCUCCAUAUGUAAUCCAGGUAGAAGUUCCUAUGCGUUUUGUAUUAGAGAUCCUCUUGGUGAUUUGAUAUAUGCAGAAGCUAAGGAAAUUGCGGAAGGCACAAACACAUUUUCAGAGACUAUUGCAAUUCUAGAGGCCACUCGAUAUUGCGUAGCUCAUAAUGUGUUCAAUUUGAUAUUAGGAACUGAUUCUUUGUAUCUAAAAAACAUAAUUACGGGUACCUGGAAGUCGCCAUGGAGUGUAACUGCGGAAUUGGAGGAAAUAGGCGAGCUACUGGAGAAUCUAAACGUCCAGGUGACUCAUGUUAUGAGGGAAAGCAACCAGCUUGCGGACUACUAG
Messenger RNA from Capsicum annuum, 1710 nucleotides. RefSeq lists its product as uncharacterized. The record is from RefSeq and is a predicted model, not a curated record. NCBI's taxonomy places the organism in Eukaryota, Viridiplantae, Streptophyta, Magnoliopsida, Solanales, Solanaceae. Gene Ontology annotation, molecular function: nucleic acid binding; RNA-DNA hybrid ribonuclease activity. Bases 1 to 1710 code for a protein of 569 amino acids. The transcript is spliced from 3 exons.